AUGGCGGCUGUUGAUGAUUUGGUACCUGGUCUUACCUCUUCCUUGGCAAUUUCAGAAUAUGAAUCAGUGGAGGUUGUCGGGUUAGAGGAUCUGGGAAACUUGAAGGCUGAACGGUUUUUGCUUGUUGGGAAGUUGCUCACUUCAAAGGCGUUUCAUAAGGAGGCUUUAUUUGGCACGUUGAAGAGGAUUUGGCAUACAAGGGAGGAGUUCACUGCGGUGCCUCUGAACGACCCCAAGAGGUUCCUGUUCUCUUUCAAAUCAGAUUUCGAUCGGAAGAAGGUGAUGCGGGGCUCCCUUUGGACUUUUGAUAGGGCGUUGUUGCUACUGACGAGCACUGAUGGUGAAGUGGAUCCUAUGUCCGUUUCGGUGGAUUCGUAG
Prunus armeniaca (apricot) is the source of this 378-nucleotide messenger RNA. Lineage: Eukaryota; Viridiplantae; Streptophyta; Magnoliopsida; Rosales; Rosaceae. The record is from the annotation of a GenBank genome assembly.